Molecule: messenger RNA, 462 nt
Organism: Acanthoscelides obtectus
Lineage: Eukaryota; Metazoa; Arthropoda; Insecta; Coleoptera; Chrysomelidae
Source: the annotation of a GenBank genome assembly
AUGUUAUCUGCGGGAAAGCUGACGAAGGAGAUAGACAAGGUGAUCAAAGCAUUAUUAACUGUCAUUUUACGAGUACCUGAUGUUGACAGAGGUAGACUGGCACUGAGAAAUGAGCUAGCUGUUGUUCUCAAUAUUAAUGACUCUGGACUUUACCAGCUUGGAACGAAAGAUGGAACUUUGCAGUCACUUUAUUGCCGUAAUGAAUUUACAUUAGCCGACUCCGACUUUAUUGAUAUUUCGUCAGUUCCGUCAACGUCUGUGUUCCUCCGAACUACUUCUCGUUUAGCAUCUGGAUCGAAACAGGGCUUUAUACAGUGUAAUUGCAAACGAUAUUGCAUCGACAAAAAAUGCGCAUGUAGAGCCAAGACAGUAGUAUGUAACAGUAAAUGUCACAACCAUAGUUCGUGUAAAAUUAGCAGAUGUAGGUAUGCCGAUACCCCUAAAGCACAAGUUAUUAUAUAG